This is a messenger RNA of Corylus avellana, 2113 nucleotides long. Its product is annotated as cytochrome P450 736A117. Gene Ontology annotation, molecular function: heme binding; oxidoreductase activity, acting on paired donors, with incorporation or reduction of molecular oxygen; iron ion binding. The record is from RefSeq and is a predicted model, not a curated record. NCBI's taxonomy places the organism in Eukaryota, Viridiplantae, Streptophyta, Magnoliopsida, Fagales, Betulaceae.
GUUUUUUCAUCUGCUAAGGAAUCUGUUUUGUUGUGGAAAUAUCUGCCAAGAAUCGUGUUAAUUAAGGAAUCCGAAAAUUCAAAAUGAAGCAAACAAAAAUUAACCAGUCGCAUUGGUCAACCUCAGGAACUUUAAUAAUUCAAUGGUAAAGAAAACUAGACAUUUAAUUUUCAAGAGAUCGAGAGGAUCACCACGUACAAGGAAGUCCAUGGAUAUUUAUCAAACCUUGUUAAUAAUUUCAGUGGAGCUCAAUUUCAGAUCCAUCACAUCUUUGUACGCGCGUAGGUUUAAGUUUUGCCCUUUUCCCCAUAUGUUUAUGCACAUUCAUCUUCAUAUGAACAGCGCGGAUCCCCAACAUCAUUAAACACACAAGAAAAUGUCCAACUUCCUGCAAAUAUUGCUAGGCCAAACUGCAACUUUCUUCUUUCUCCAUCCCUUUGUUUUAACCAUCUUGGCCUUCAUCUUAAUAUUCCUAUUCAAAUGGUCCUCUACCUUUUCGACCACCAAAACAAACACACCACCUUCGCCACCAAAGCUCCCUAUCGUCGGGAACUUCCACCAACUCGGCUCGCAUCCUCACCGUUCACUCGGGUCCUUAGCUCAACGCCAUGGCCCCCUCAUGCUGCUUCACUUUGGCAGCAUACCAACACUUGUUGCAUCGUCUGCUGAUGCUGCCCGUGAGAUCAUGAAGACCCAUGACCUCAUCUUUGCCAACCGGCCCAAAUCAAGCAUGUCUGAGAAACUGUUAUACAAUUACAAAGAUGUGGCAACGGCACCCUAUGGCGAGUACUGGAGGCAGAUGAAAAGCAUAUCAGUGCUACAUGUUUUGAGUAACAAAAGGGUUCAGUCUUUUCGCGCCGUGAGAGAGGAGGAAACUUUUCUAUUGAUUGAGAAUAUCAAACAGUCUUGUUCUUCAGCACAUGUGAAUUUAAGCCAAGUGCUUGCAAACCUUACUAAUGAUGUAACAUGUAGGGUGGCUUUGGGAAGGAAGCAUAGUGCAGGGGAUGGUGGAAGGAAGUUUAAGGAGCUUUUGUGCGAGUUCGCGGAGUUGUUGGGUGCUCCAAGUGUGGGGGAUUAUAUUCCAUGGCUUGCUUGGGUGAGCCGUAUCAAUGGCUUGGAUGCUAGGGCGGAGAAAGUGGCUAACCAGUUUGAUGAUUUUCUAGAAGGAGUAAUUGAAGAGCACAUAGAUUGUCAAAGGAGAGGGCUAGAAAAUGAACACCAAAAGGAUUUUGUGGACGUUUUGCUUCAAAUCCAAAAGGAAAACGAGAUUGGUUUUCCUAUUGACAGAGUUAGCGUCAAGGCUCUAAUCCUGGAUGUAUUUGCUGCUGGUACCGACACUACCUACACAGUCUUAGAGUGGGCAAUGACAGAGCUUCUUAGGCACCCUAAGGCUAUGAAAAAGGUGCAGAAUGAGGUGAGAGUGAUCAGUGGCAACAAAAAGGAAAUAACAGAGGAUGAUUUGGAUAAUAUGCAUUAUUUGAAGGCAGUGAUCAAAGAGACACUUCGCUUCCAUCCGCCUAUUCCACUGCUAGUUCCCCGAGAAUCGACUCAAAACAUCGAAAUACAGGGAUAUCACAUUGCAACUGAAACACGAGUUAUUAUCAAUGCAUGGGCAAUUGGAAGAGACCCUGCAUCUUGGGAUGAACCAGAGGAGUUUAUGCCAGAAAGGUUCUUGACAUCCUCUAUGGAUUUUAGAGGACAUGACUUCCAAUUUAUUCCAUUUGGUGCUGGAAGGAGGGGUUGCCCCGGAAUUUCCUUUGCUGUGACCACUGUCGAGCUUGUUUUGGCAAAUCUGCUGCACAACUUUGAUUGGACAUUGCCUGGUGGAGCAAGAGGAGAGGAUUUGGACAUGACUGAAUCUACUGGUCUAACCAUUCAUAAAAAAUUCCCCCUUAUAGCAGUUGCAACUCCUUAUUAUAGGAUUUGAUUACAGUAUUAAUUGCAAUUGAUUGUAAUAAAAUAAAAUUAUAUUUGAAUAGAUAGAUCUAAAUUUGAUUUGAUUUGAUCUUUCAUACCGUUUUGUAGUCUCUCCACCUCUUGAUAAAUAUAUAUGGACCUCUAUAUUGUAAUAUCAUUAAUUGAAUAAGAAUACAAUGUAACAUUUCGGGCUUUA